CUUAUAUUUGCAACCUAGAAGUCCCUUCGCAUUUUAUCGACGCUUGCAGUUCCACAACACCACUAAGGAAGAGCUUUUCAAGUGCAGAGCACACAGCACACGGAAGUAUGAAGUUAAAAGUAUGCUGUUCCCGAUAAAUACGCUGUUGUAUGAAUCAGCAAGGGUCGCAUCGUUAUCGAGUACAGAAGAUAUUAACACGAGGAAAAAGAAGAUGAUGGUGCCAGUGUGCUUCAAAGUUUGGGCGACUGGUGCAGGAGCGACUCUGAUGAUGACGAGGAUGAUGGACGGCGUUACCGGUGUAGUUGGUGUCAAUCUGCGUAGUUUCCAAACACCAGCGCGAGUACCGCAGGAAGUCUCGGCACUGCCGCGGCUGGAGCAAUCCCAAUCACGAGUGGAGGAAGAACUAGAACGAGACAUGAAGUUGGCCAAAGACGAAAUGGCCAAGGACAAUGGAGAGGUAGGAGUACUACAACUAGUUGAUGUGGAGGAGCCCGAUCUCCAGUCCACUAUCAGCGCCGGUGCCUAUGAACGCCUCAACGAUCUGGCUCGCGAGGAUGUUGUGCGAGAGCUGGAGCUGGCAGGAGGUGGCGACAGUAAUUUCUGUGGUAUUGCCGCAAAUGGCGUUUUCAUAGCAGCGGAGAAGCUUCUAGCCGCUUCUUCCACGCCCUCGCGUCUUCAACGUCUCGUGUCAUUGUCAUCAACAUCAACUACAUCCUCGCCACUACAACUUGUGUAUAAUUUAUACCAGGAGAUGAAAGAGGAGAUCGGGAUCACGGCCGCAAGAAGCAGAAAGACGGAGAUCUUGCCAUCUUCAAGCAGAAAAAAAUAUAUCGUGCUCCAAAUAAAAGAAGAUCAUCAUCAUGCGCACCAGGGCGAAAUAGCCCUUCAUUCGGAAAAAACUGCGUUGCAGAACGACUUUCCUCGUCCGCCGAAGUUUACGGGUUUCGAUACGUUUGCAGACUCGCUGCUGGAUCCACGGCAUCCACACUUCGAGAGAGAGAUCUUCAUGGAGUACGUAAUCGCAGGCCACUUUUUCGUCGUAGUGCUCUACAAAGGAUCCGUCGCGGUAAUCACCUGCACUUCCGCGCCAGAGACUACUGAGCAGGUCUCGGAUGAUGCAGAGCUUCUUGGGAGAUUAUCAAAUAAGAGGCCCUCUACUGUUGAGCGGUGGUCGUGGUCUCAUAUUUUGGCAACUUCAGCGUCGACGCUGAGCCUGAGCAGAAGCACUACUUCUAGGUCUACCACCACCGCAAAAGUGUGGCCCUCGUCGAGUGUGCUGCCCAUGAUCAUGGAUCUCACUCGGGAAAAUGUGCGAAAAGUGUGGGAAUUCUUUGUUACUCUAGAGCGAGAUACGGGUCUGUGGAAAGCGGCAUUUGGAGCUGCGGGGAUCGAUUACGAAGCCUCCUCCUACCGCGACGUCCAGCUGCCGUGGUCUCGCUCUCAAGAACGCAUAGAGGUCGUCCCAAAAACAUCAUUUUCAUUAGAUAAAACGAUGUUAGAAAGGAAGUGGAAGACGAAGACGAACAGCAAGAACAUCAACGAAGGAGGACAAGGAGAAGGUCAAGGACAAGGUAUGGAAGAUGGAACUGGAAGUGGCGGUCAUAGUACGUCAACAGAUGAGGCUCUGGCUCGCGGAGAGGACUACAACAACGUCGACGGUGAUGAUCAAACUGAAAGUUCCUUAAUUUAUCUGCGAGAGCUGCUUGCGGAACUCGGCGGAGCUCUUGGAGCAGAAGCACAGCGUGACUCUUUCAGUUUUACCACCUCUCGUCGAAUAAUGACCUGGGCUAGAACGAGAAACUGUCGCGGACUCCGGGAUCGGUAUUCUGCGGUGCGCGACGGAUUUCUCACGAAGAUGAACAAUCUGUGCAGUGGCCGAAUCUCUUCAUCUACUCUGGGAGGAGCUCGAGCUGCACCCAGAAAUACUAAAGUAGAUGAUCCUGCAGCUCCCCGUGGUCCACAAGUCGAGGCGCCAUGCUUCGAAGAUUUCGCAGCCGUCUUGCUGCAGCCAUGGUCCACCAAGGAUACAAGUCCGGGAUCCACAGAGGGGCACUUUCUCCUUCUGAGAGGCAGCGUCUUCGGACAUAGUUUCGUUAUCGUGGUGCAUGAUGGUCUCCUCCUUCUCGUCAACAGCUAUAUAUUCGUAUUCUCCCUCUAUGAGUGGCUGGGUCCUCCUCGUUGUGGAUCGGUGGAAGGAAAAAAUAAAAAUGAAGAACCCGCUCAAGUUGAUGGGGAAAGGAGAACAAAAAUGGUGGAGAACGGAAAGAUUCUGCGGCGGGCGAUUGUAGAAGAAAAGUUAAAUUAUCCUGUCGAAGUAACGAUAGAGAACAUCCGGAAGGUGUGGGAUUUCAUAAAGGAACUCGGAAAAGUAAAUCUCCCGAGGUCUGGGCGAGACCUUUUACAGAUUGGACACGAAAUAGUCGUGCUACCUGCCGGUUAUAAGCAGUUUCGAGUUGUUGAUGAUGUAGCUUCUUGUGUUUGCAAGUAAUCACUAGUAGUCAAUGUUGAAUCAAUGUCAAUCAAAAUUAGACUUUCGUCCGGGAAGAUACACCAUUGGCUUUCUAUAAUAUUUUAUAAAAUAUAGAAAAUAUUACUAUCUUCUUUCGGCAUGGGCAUGGGUCGUCUCCCUCCAUACCCAUUUUGUCGCCGAUGACCAGCGUCAGUCACAUGAAACUAACUAGCGCAACUCGUAGAAACGAAGAGGCUCUACCGGCGUCCAUUUGUCAAAUUUUGCAUGUUCUAUCUCUCACUCGACGCGAU
Molecule: messenger RNA, 2760 nt
Organism: Amoebophrya sp. A25
Lineage: Eukaryota; Dinophyceae; Syndiniales; Amoebophryaceae
Source: the annotation of a GenBank genome assembly